This is a messenger RNA of Alternaria metachromatica, 1799 nucleotides long. RefSeq lists its product as uncharacterized. NCBI's taxonomy places the organism in Eukaryota, Fungi, Ascomycota, Dothideomycetes, Pleosporales, Pleosporaceae. Gene Ontology annotation, molecular function: malate transmembrane transporter activity. Gene Ontology annotation, cellular component: membrane. Gene Ontology annotation, biological process: malate transmembrane transport. The record is from RefSeq and is a predicted model, not a curated record. The transcript has 2 exons. The annotation marks the transcript as partial.
CAAUGGAUACUCGCUACCAACCAGAAGGCCUGUCCUUUGGACCAAAAGACACCUUCAGCCCUAAUUUCGAGAACAACGGUCAAUUCCCUCUCCCACCAAACCAGCAGCAACCUCAAUAUGCACCUCCACCUCAGCCUCACCAUAUGAGCCAGCAGUACGGCGGUCUACCUUCCGGACCUCGUAUGCAAACUCCUCAGCAGCAAGGACAGUAUGGUCUACCUUCUGGACCCCGUCAACAUUCUCCUCAAUCAAGUCGAGAUGUGAACAACUACUCCCGCCUGUCCAACCCUCAACAGCAACAACAAACACCCGAGCAACAACAGCUACAGCCAAAUCAGUACCAGCCGCAACCUCAGGUCGCACAACAGAACCAGUUCUCCUUUGAGUCCGGCGAGACUACUCGCACCAACACAUGGGCAGCCAACUCACCAGCAGCAACACCUGCGCCUAUGUACGCAUCUAAUGGAGGAGGCUACUUUCCCGGUCCGGUUGAUGCUAAUGGAUACCGCAUCGACACGAAGGAGAGGCAGCCAGAGCCAGAGAACCCUUUCAGGGACCAACCUCCUCAGUCGCCACCCCAGAUGGACGAUAUCGAUCUCGAGAAGCACAAGCAUGCCGAUGGCCACUCGGAAUGGGACAAGCACACCAAGAUCCCUGGCAGGAAGGAUCCCAACCAGCCAUACCUCACUUUCGGACAACGGCUCAAGCACUACACAUGGGCGAACUACACCCUGACGAUGGCUACUGGUGGUCUCGGCACGCUUAUCGCCAUCCAGCCCCAUUCUUUCCCCGGUCUCAUCACCAUCGGCGCCGUUUUCUACAUUCUCAACCUCAUGCUGUUCACUGCCGUCACAAUGACAAUGGUCCUCCGCUUCACCAAGUACGCUGGAUCCUUCAAGGAAUCUAUCAAACACGAACGUGAAGGACUCUUCCUCGGACCCUUCUUCCUGUCGAUCGCUACAAUCAUUACCGGAACGCAGAAAUAUGUCAUAGAAGCGUACGAAGAGGAUCACCCGAAUCGGGCGUGGGCAAUCACUACCAUGGCAGUCGCUUUCUGGGCAUACACCUUCAUCACUUUCUGCUUGGCUUCCUUCCAGUACUCGUUCCUGUUCUGCAGUCACACCUACAAGCUUACCAGCUUCAUGCCCUCGUGGCUGCUCCCCAUCUUCCCUAUCAUGCUUGCGGGUACAAUCGCCUCGGUCAUUGCCAAAUCACAGCCCGUAUCGUCCAGAAUGCCUAUCCUGGUUGCCGGACUUGGAUGUCAGGGUCUUGGAUUCACGGUUGCUAUUCUCAUGUAUGCGCACUAUAUUGGUCGUCUGAUGCAAGUCGGAUACCCCGAUCGUGAGCAUCGAGGAGCCAUGUUUAUCGCUGUCGGACCGCCUUCUUUCACCUGUUUGGCCCUGAUCGGUAUGGCCAACGCUCUUCCUGACGACUUUGACUUGCAAGGUGACGGCCUUGUCGACGCGAAGCUACUCCGGACUCUGGCUCUCAUUGUCGCACUCUUCCUUUGGGUAUUGGCUAUGUGGUUCUUCAUGAUCACCCUCGUCGCCGUCAUCAACUCGUGGGCUGUCUACUUCCAUCUCGGAUGGUGGGCCAUGGUCUUCCCCAACACCGGAUUCGUCAUCGCCACCAUCUCGAUCGGCAACGCGCUGAAAGACGAAACGGUGCUCUUCGUGGGGAACGGCCUUACCAUCGCCAUCAUCACGAUGUGGUGCUUCGUCCUAUUCAAACACGUACAGGCGAUCUAUGUCGCCGACAUCAUCUACCCCGGCAUGGACGAAGACAUUGCAGACCACUAA